AUGAGCGCUGCUGUUGAUGUUCUGAAUCGGGUUGCUGAGCCUGCUUUAGAUACAGAUAAAAGAAAACAUCAGAUUGAUGAAAAUAAUAAUAUGGAAUUGGUAAGAGAAACUAAAAAAAUUAAAGUAGAAUCAGAACCUUCAACAACUGAAAUUGAACUGAAAAAAGAGGAAAUUAACGUUAUCGAUAGUUCCGAUAGUGAAAGCAAAAUAAAAGAAAACAUAAACACUGCAUCUGAGAAUAAACAAGAUUCACCUAUAAACGAUGAAAAUAAGUCAGAUAGCUUGCAACCUUCUGAUAUGUCGACACAACCUAUAUCUACGUUUAGAGAAGUAUGCGAUAAAUGGUCUCAUGAAGUUGAGUCUGCUUUCAUUGGUGCCCUAAGAUUAAUUUUAAAAAAUGGUACCUACAAAAUUAAAUUGCUAGAUAAAAAUUAUGGUAGAAAUGAGUUAAUUUCAAUUUAUAUUCAAUACAAAACAAAGGAGGUAAGAACGAAAAAACAAAUAUCUUCUCAUAUACAAGUUUGGAAAAAAGCCAUUCUUAGUAAGAUGACAAAUGAUGUUCCCUUAAGUGAAUUAGAAAAAGAAGUCUUAAGAUUAAUUGAACAUGGUGUUCAACAAAAUGAACAUACUGUAAAAAUAUUUUACUCUGUAUUUGAAGAAAUCGUCGAUCCAAUGUCUUACAGAAACGAUAAUAUUAAAAUAAGUAAAAGUCAAUCAAAUCUGUCGCUAACAAAUAGCCAUUUGCAUCAAAAUAUCCAAGGACAAUCUAAUUUAAGUAAUUUUCAUAAUGCCGCACCUCACCAAUACACCCAAAUGCAACAACAGAAUAAUGGAUAUUUAUACCCAAGAGCCCAUUCAAUAUCAGCAGUACCUGAUCCAAGUAGUCUAUAUCGUGCUUUGCCAUCAUCACAAAUGCAUGCAGGUAAUAAUGUUUAUUUACAACAUCUACAGAACACAAGUUACCCACAUCUAAAUAAACUGCGGGUAUUAUCUGAGUCAAAUAUAUAUAUGCCUAAUUCAAUGCCUGAGAAUACUGUUAAUAACAAUAACAUUGUUGCAAAUUCUCAAGUUCACCAGUCGCAUUCUCAAAAUGAGUUUACAAAUUCAUAUACAACUAAUGCAAUCUCGGCUGAUCUUCAUAGAAAUAACUCAAUAGCUUCUCAAUCAGAAGAUGCACUUUCCAUUGAUAAGAACAAGGUUCAAUAUCCAAAAUAUCACUCAUACACUAAUAACGUGAUUCCAUCACAAACGAACUCUAACGCUUAUACAAGUCAAUAUUCCUCUUUAAAACUUCCUCCAGUAUCAACUAUGCCAACAUAUGGUGCUAACAACUACAAAAAGUAUCAAUAUUCCUCUGGUGACAAUUCACAACGUUCUAGCCUUGGUCAAAUCCAGGGUAAUGUAAGUAAUACAUCAACAACACUUAAUCAAGCAUCUGGAAUGGGUAAUGGUUCCGUUAGUAAUACUUUGCUUCACCAACAACAUAACUUUAAUACCAAUGGUUUAUUAUCUUACCAACAAUCAAAUAUAACACAGGAAAAACCAGUGAUUCCUAGAUAUUCAACAAAAUCGUUAUAUACAUCUAAUGUAGGUGUUCCAAAAGCACAACAUCCUAUGCCAAUGCCGGAACAUGUAGUUCCUAAUUUAUCCGCAGCAAAUCCUACUAGCAAUUCGCCAUUAUCCAUGGGAAUUUCGUCUCAACAGAAUAUACCAAUACAACAACGGGUUAAUGUAGGUACACCAAUCCGUGCUCAACCGCUUUAUCUACAGAUGCAAAAGUUAUCAAAUGAGGUCAAUCAACCAUCCCAGGUUGAUUCGCAACUUCCAAACGAAUAUAUACAUUAUAAAUGA
Tetrapisispora phaffii CBS 4417 is the source of this 1851-nucleotide messenger RNA. RefSeq lists its product as uncharacterized. Lineage: Eukaryota; Fungi; Ascomycota; Saccharomycetes; Saccharomycetales; Saccharomycetaceae. Gene Ontology annotation, biological process: regulation of transcription by RNA polymerase II. The record is from RefSeq and is a predicted model, not a curated record. Gene Ontology annotation, cellular component: transcription regulator complex. The transcript has a single exon. Gene Ontology annotation, molecular function: RNA polymerase II cis-regulatory region sequence-specific DNA binding; DNA-binding transcription factor activity, RNA polymerase II-specific. Bases 1 to 1851 code for a protein of 616 amino acids.